Molecule: messenger RNA, 1158 nt
Organism: Dioscorea cayenensis subsp. rotundata (Guinea yam)
Lineage: Eukaryota; Viridiplantae; Streptophyta; Magnoliopsida; Dioscoreales; Dioscoreaceae
Exons: 2
Coding region: 54-1049 (331 amino acids)
Source: RefSeq, a predicted model, not a curated record
UUCACUGAAGCCAUUCCAUUCCCUUCCCUUCAUCCGCUGCGCCCUGGGGGGCCAUGGCGGCCAUGGCUAUGCGCCUCCAUCCCCUUCCUUUCAUAAAGCCUAGCCCCAUUCCUCCUCGCCGUGCCCUGCUUCUCAGGCCUCUUCUCCCUCCUUUGGCUCUCGCAAUUCCUCGUCUCCGUUCUCCACUGGCGUCCAGGUUCCCUCGAGUGAAUGCAGUGGAUUCUGGUGCCGAGAAUAGUGGAGGAGGAGAGGAGAAGGAGGACGAGCUGAGGGGGCGGAGCACGAUGCCGGAUAGAUUUCGCUAUCUUACUAAGGAGGUUCCUGAUCGGCCUAUUCGGUGGCCAUGGUUUAUCGCAUUGGCAUUUCUUGUUUACACUUGGCGUACUGUUCUUUGGGAGCUCUCAAACUGGAAGAAAGCAACUCUAGCCAUCUUUCAUUUUGUGGGGUACCCGUUCAAGCUUGUCUUCGCCUUCAUAUAUCAGUUCAUUGGCGGUCCAAUCACAGGCCUCAUAACAUGCAUCGAGUUCACCCUCUUUUUUAUCCGCUCCACUUAUCUAAACAUAGUAGCAUUCACUCCUGUUCCUGAGCUCACAAGAAUAAUCUUGUUCACAUCAACAGUACUAGCCAUUGCUGAAGCCACUGUUCCUGAUUCUGUUGACAGCCAACCAUACCUUCUCAUGUUUUCAGGCUUGAUCGGGGUUGGAGUUAUCAAGGGCUUCGUUCCAGAAUUUCUGUUUUUCUUGCUUCUCCCCUGUAUGUUCUGUUACUCACGCUUUUUCAAGAAGAGAGAUGAUGUUUCAGCUGCUUUGCCAUCAGUGGCAGUACUGACUGCAGUUGGAGAGCCAUUGGUGAGAUUCAUAACUAUUGCUUCCUAUUUAACUCUCGCCGUCAUUCAGCAUUCUAGGUCUUCCAAAGAAAGUGUUACUGCAGAAAUUACAUCGACCAGAAGAAGGCCGCCGCUGCCACUUCUGCUUGCUGCACUUGCAAUUGGAAUCAACAUUUCAGCCAAGUGGAUACGACACCGACAUUUGACCUGGAUGAUAGUGUAACUAAAUACACAAUUAUAUCUAUUUGUCCCGAAGUCGUGAUUUGAAAUUAGGGUUUUUAAAGAAUGAUGUAUGAGAUGUUUAUGUUUUAAAAUUUCAAGUUUUCUGCUGA